AUGGGAGGCAUCAAGUUUAUUCUUGUCAUCGGCUGGCUCAGCAUCCUGAGUGUAAGCGGGGGAAAACCACCUAUAAAACAUGACAACAGGCGCAUUCACAUACAAACGGACAACAACGCCUACUCUCAAAGUGGAGUAGCCAUAGAAGCAGUUGUCAACGACAAGGAAGGCACCCGAGGAAAACGAUAUCAACGAGACCAUGGUGAAUACGAAUAUGCAAAUAAAGAACUGACAAUCGACCCAAAUUACAUCGAAAAGAGAUCAAACAAAUACGAAUCUACGAAUGAUAAUGAAAAUAUUGGAGAAUACAGCGUGAGCCCUGAUGGUAAACAUCGUAAAUCAGCAGAUAUAUAUAGAGGUAAAUAUAAGAGUAAAGGGAAGAAUAAGUACAAAUACAUUGGAGUUGAUGGAACUGAGAUUGAGAACGAAGAAGUUAAUGAAGAUGAAUCUGAAUCUGAGACUAAAACAACGACUCAGACUGAUACUGUUGCUGUUAAGAAACCUCAUCCUGUUAUUGAUCAUGGUACGGAGAAAUCGAGAUGGAAGAUCGUGUCAGAAAAGUUCAUAGAAAAUGGUCAACCUUGCAUCAUCAUGAAAAUGAUUGCAAUUGAUGAACCAGAUGAUGAAGUUACAACGACAUCCUCCACUACAUCUACCAAUUACAAUUCACGGCAUUCUUCUAACAGUAUUUCUAAAUACAAAAGUGGGAACGCUCCGACCGACCAGCCCGCAGAAGGUGACAAUGGAAGAGGACCUAUCUUCAUUCCGAUAGCCAAACCGGGGACAUCACAAAUUAUUAUAGCAGGCAGAGACUCAACGAACUGUGGUUCUGCAACUUCAACGACUUCUGUUAGCAAUAGCCCUGACAGAACCAGCUACGUCACAGCCAGUAAUUAUAACAAUGGCGGCACUUCUUCAGGACACGUCAUUACUAUAGAGGAGACUGCUAAACCAGGAUCUGGGGAAGCUCCUAUAGGAAGGAAAGGAGGAAGUCAAAGUUCUAAUGAUUCAGGUGACAUAAGAAGUCCAAGCAAUUCUGGGCCUGGAGAAUCAGAUGAUGCAUCAGGUGGCACUUCUACUGGUUCGACUGAUAAAGGCAAAAGAGGCAAGCGAACAGUUAAAGAUGGUAAAGGCGGAUCGAGCACAGUUGGAUCAGCAAGCACAGGUACUGCUGCCCAUUCUGGCCCCGGAGGUUCAGGGUCUGCUUCAGGAGGCAAUGUUGUCGUAGGCAGUACUAACACUGGAAACGGAGGGGGCUCAAGUACGGUUGGUUCAGCGAGCACAGGUACUGCUGCCCAUUCUGGCCCAGGAGGUUCAGGAUCUGCUUCAGGAGGCAGUGUUGUCGUAAGCAGUACUAAUACUGGAAAUGGAGGGGGCUCAAGUACGGUUGGUUCAGCGAGCACAGGUACUGCUGCCCAUUCUGGCCCAGGAGGUUCAGGAUCUGCUUCAGGAGGCAUUGUUGUCGUAGGCAGUACUAAUACUGGAAAUGGAGGGGGCUCAAGUACGGUUGGUUCAGCGAGCACAGGUACUGCUGCCCAUUCUGGCCCAGGAGGUUCAGGAUCUGCUUCAGGAGGCAGUGUUGUCGUAGGCAGUACUAAUACUGGAAAUGGAGGGGGCUCAAGUACGGUUGGUUCAGCGAGCACAGGUACUGCUGCCCAUUCUGGCCCAGGAGGUUCAGGGUCUUCUUCAGGAGGCACUGUUGUUGUAGGUAGUACUAACACUGGACCAACAAAAGGCAAAAAACACAAACAUAGACACGGCAGAAUAAGCUCAACCACGAUUGGCGCAGCAAGCACAGGUAGUGCAGCCCAUUCAGGCCCUGGAGGAUCAGGAGCUGCUUCAGGACCAGCAAAUGACAAAGGCAAAGGACACAAGCACAAGAUAGUAAAAGUCGGCGGAGGCUCCAGCACUGUAGGUUCAGCAAGUACAAGCUCCGCAGCGCACUCAGGACCUAAAGGAACGGGAGCUGCUUCCGCAGGUAGUGUUGUUGUGGGCAGUACAUCAACAAGCCCCGUUGUAACUAUAGUCAAAGGUAAAAAGGGCAAGCUUAUUUAUGUCGAUAAAGGGAGCUCAAGCACCGUCGGUUCAGUGAGUUCAAGUUCUGCAGUUCACAGUGGCCCAAAAGGUUCUGGGACUGCGACAGCUGGCAGUGUCGUUGUGGGUAGUGCCUCAACAGGGUCGAGGGUAACAAUAGUUAAAGGUAAACAUAAGAAGCAUAAACAUCAUAAACACCCAAGAAAACGUAGCGACGAAAGUUGUUCACAUGAAAGCUUAGACCAGGAUGACAGUCAUGACUCUAAUGAAAGCAAUAGCUCUGGAGAUGGAAAUAACAGCUCUGGAGAUGGAAAUAAUAGCUCUGGAGAUGGAAAUAACGGCUCUGGAGAUGGAAAUAACGGCUCUGGGGAUGACAGUACCGGUAAUGGAAGUAACAGCUCAGGAGAUGACAGUACUGACGAUGGAAGUAACAGCUCAGGAGAUGACAGUACCGGUGAAGGAAGUAACAGCUCAGGAGAUGAUAGUACCGGUGAUGGAAGUAACAGCUCUGGAGAUGACAGUACCGACGAUGGAAGUAACAGCUCAGUAGAUGACAGUACCGGUGAAGGAAGUAACAGCUCUGGGGAUGACAGUACCGGUGAUGGAAGUAACAGCUCAGGAGAUGACAGUACCGACGAUGGAAAUAACAGCUCUGGAGAUGACAGUACCGGUGAUGGAAGUAACAGCUCAGGAGAUGACAGUACCGGUGAUGGAAGUAACAGCUCUGGAGAUGACAGUACCGACGAUGGAAGUAACAGCUCAGUAGAUGACAGUACCGGUGAAGGAAGUAACAGCUCUGGGGAUGACAGUACCGGUGAUGGAAGUAACAGCUCAGGAGAUGACAGUACCGACGAUGGAAAUAACAGCUCUGGAGAUGACAGUACCGGUGAUGGAAGUAACAGCUCAGGAGAUGACAGUACCGGUGAUGGAAGUAACAGCUCUGGAGAUGACAGUACCGACGAUGGAAUACCGGUGAUGGAAGUAACAGCUCAGGAGAUGACAGUACCGACGAUGGAAAUAACAGCUCUGGAGAUGACAGUACCGGUGAUGGAAGUAACAGCUCAGGAGAUGACAGUACCGGUGAUGGAAGUAACAGCUCUGGAGAUGACAGUACCGACGAUGGAAGUAACAGCUCAGUAG
Messenger RNA from Spodoptera litura, 3174 nucleotides. NCBI's taxonomy places the organism in Eukaryota, Metazoa, Arthropoda, Insecta, Lepidoptera, Noctuidae. The record is from RefSeq and is a predicted model, not a curated record.